Mytilus trossulus (common blue mussel) is the source of this 2558-nucleotide messenger RNA. RefSeq lists its product as uncharacterized. Gene Ontology annotation, biological process: proteolysis; protein desumoylation. Gene Ontology annotation, cellular component: nucleus. Lineage: Eukaryota; Metazoa; Mollusca; Bivalvia; Mytilida; Mytilidae. Gene Ontology annotation, molecular function: deSUMOylase activity. The transcript is spliced from 5 exons. The coding region runs from base 407 to 1963 and encodes 518 amino acids. The record is from RefSeq and is a predicted model, not a curated record.
AUGGCCAGAGGUAAAGGCAAUUCCAUCUAAGCAUUCCCACCAUAUUGCUGAGUUCAUCAUUGAAGUGAUUUGCCGACACGGUACACCAUCAGAAGUCAUCACUGAUAGAGGCAGAGAAUUCUGUAACAAGGUCAACUCCAUCUUAUGUUCAAAGCUGAAUAUAGACCACAAAGUGUCAUCUCCUUACCAUCCACAAACCAAUGGGCUCACAGAAAGGUUUAACCAGACCCUAUGCAACUCACUCAGGAAGUAUGUAAAUGACCAACAAAAUGACUGGGACCAAUACCUACAACAAGUUGCCUUUGCUGCAAGAACAUGUGUCCAGAAGUCAACAAAGCAGACUCCUUUCUUCUUAGUAUAUGGCAGAAAACCUACUUUACCUAUUGAGCUAGACAUACCUACAGCCAUGCCUUCAGACAAUUCAGAUGAAGUAGAAUUAAACCAUAGAAUUGUGUCAUUUGUCCAUCUGAUAAAGACCCAGAAAGACACCAAAGAAGAAAUAAAGAAAGCUCAGACUAAGCAGAAAGAGUACCAUGACAGGAACCAUCAAAAACCAUUCCUACCUGGUGAGCAAGUGCUAGUAAAGAACUCAAAGAGAAUAAAUAGAUGUGGAGACAAGAUGGUACACAGAUGGACAGGGCCUUUCACCAUUGCAGACUAUAUAGGGAAAGGUGUCUACAAGGUAAACGGGAGAAAAACAGUCCUCAAUGCAAAGAGCCUUAGAAGGUAUUUGACCCCAAAAACAACUGCAAAGAGCCAGAAACCAACUGCAAAAAGUCAGAAACCAUCUACAAAGAGGCAGAAACCAACUGCAAUGAGCCAGAAACCAUCUGCAAAGAGCCAAACUGCAAAGAUCCCAAAACCAUUAAAACAACUUAAGACACUUUCAUCAAAUGUUAAACUCCAGCAAGCCAGAAAAACUAGCAACCAACCUACUAAUAUAUCAAAAGAAACAGCACUCAAUGACUUUGAAAGAUGGCUGACUUUACUACCAAACAGCAGUCUUGAAUUCAUAGUAGACAAGUGUUCAAACUACAACAUGACCAACCCUAGAGAUAUCCUACAUUUCACCGCUGCAUCACUGGAAUGCCCACGCCUGUCAAUGUACCUGAAAUGGCAAAAGAACACACCAUCAGACCAUGACCAAUGCAUUACUACUCUGGUGGAGAGACUAAAACCACAUCCACUUCGCAAGUUACCAAAUCCAGUCAAGAGGGUACCAGCCAUCAUGAUAACUGCAGCUGUUCUAUUAGAAGCUUACUCGACAACAAGCAAACCAGAAGAUGUGCUGCUCACCUUAGAAGAUGUCCCACUUGGGUACUCAGUUGAAUCCAAGUUCUGCUUUUCCAAGACCAAGACCAAACAACGCCUUCAUGUUGCUGGACAUGCUUUGACUACAGCUGACCUGAGGUCUCUUAGACCAAGGGAAUGGUUGAAUGAUCAGAUAGUGAAUGCCUUCCUAUGUUUAUCAAGUACAGAAAGUAACAAGCAAGCUCCACAUCAUAGUUAUGUACUACCAAGCCACCUGGCACUCAAAUGGGAAGGUGGCGACUAUGGCAGCUGGAUUUUCAAGAUGGAUUCUCUAAUGCAGUAUAAAUUGAUAUUGAUGCCAGUAUGCUACAAAGACCACUGGUUCCUUUUGGUAGCAAGGCCUAGUCACAGAACAGUUGGUGUCCUAGAUUCAAUGCAUAGCAUUUCAAGGCAGACAAGAUUUCUAAACCAUUGGAGGAAAUUCAUGAAAGCCAGACAUCAAAUAGUUACAGGAACACCUACAUCCUGGACAUUAGAACAGUUUGUGUCAUCAAAGCAGGCAGAUGGGGAUUCCUGUGGUGUGUUUGUACUUAUGAAUGCAUAUGCAAUUCUUCACAAGAAGGAACCAACCAUCAUGAGACAAUGCCAUGUAAAGGGUUACAGGAAAUUUGUCAGUCAUCAACUUUUCACGCACUCUACAACAACUCCAUAGACAUGAUAGAAGACGGACACGGCAUUACCAUGAUCUUCCUUUGUUAUAUUGAAAGACAAUAUUCUUAACUUACAAUGUGAAAAAAGUAUAAACUUGGUUUUAUAUUAAAAGGAUACACAAUAUCUAAUUCUACAUUUAUGUUUGAGAGAUAAUAACAAUGAGUUUUUAUAAAGAUUAUCUGAACAAAUUGAAUUAAAACUAAAACUUAUUCAAGCUACCAUUUCUUAUGAUUAUUGCAGAUUGAUGAAAUUUAAUGCUCAUCAGUUAACUUUUAUUGGAUCCAAAAGGUCAACUGAAUUUUUUUUUACAAAAGUUAACAUUCAAAAGUCAGUUUGAAAUAGUAGACAGAAAAACUUAAGACUUAUUUGUUUAUGAAAUAUAUAUGUCCAAAAAGCAUUGCUAUGGACAUUGAUAUUUUAAUUCUUGAAUAUAUAAAUAUGUAUAUAAGUAUGAAAAAGUGAGGAGUAAGUGUGGAAGACUGAAAUCAUCGAAUGGAAAAUAAUGGUUCUCUAUAAUGUAAAUCACUGUACUGAAUGCAAAAGGAAAUGAGAGUUUGAAUGUGAGAGAUGAAUCUAUUAUUUAAAACUUCACUUGU